GUCGAUCUCCGGAAGUAGUUGAGAAAGCGGAGGCGCCAUAGUCAGUGUCUGCUGUGGACUCUUCGGUUCGUUGCCACCAUGGGGAAGCGACAGCACCAGAAGGACAAGAUGUAUAUCACUUGUGCUGAGUACACUCAUUUCUAUGGUGGCAGGAAGCCAGAUAUCUCACAGAGAAGUUUUCGCCGCUUACCUUUUGACCACUGCAGUCUCUCUCUCCAGCCUUUUGUCUACCCAGUCUGUACCCCAGAAGGUGUCGUCUUUGACUUGCUGAACAUUGUUCCCUGGCUUAAGAAGUAUGGGACGAAUCCCAGCACUGGAGAGAAACUUGAUGGGAAGUCCUUGAUCAAGCUGAACUUUGCAAAGAACAGCGAAGGGCAGUACCACUGUCCAGUGCUGUAUUCCGUGUUCACUGACAACACCCAUAUUGUGGCCAUCAGGACAACUGGCAAUGUCUACACCUAUGAGGCAGUGGAGCAGCUAAACAUCAAGGCCAAGAACUUGCGGGAUCUGUUGACCGAUGAGCCCUUUUCCAGGCAAGACAUCAUCACCCUGCAGGACCCCACCAACUUGGACAAAUUCAAUGUUAGCAACUUCUUCCAUGUGAAGAAUAACAUGAGAAUAAUAGACCCAGAUGAGGAAAAGGCCAAACAAGACCCAUCUUAUUAUUUGAAAAAUACAAAUUCGGAGACGAGAGAGACGCUACAGGAGCUCUACAAAGAGUUCAAAGGAGAUGAGAUUUUAGCAGCUACCAUGAGGCCACCUGAGAAGAAGAAGGUGGACCAACUGAAUGCGGCCCACUACUCCACAGGGAAGGUCAGUGCAUCCUUCACCUCUACUGCCAUGGUACCUGAGACCACGCAUGAAGCAGCUGUCAUUGAUGAAGAUGUACUGCGCUACCAGUUUGUGAAGAAAAAGGGCUAUGUAAGGCUUCACACCAACAAGGGCGACCUUAACUUAGAGCUGCACUGUGACCUGACACCAAAAACCUGUGAAAACUUCAUCAAGCUCUGCAAGAAACAGUAUUAUGAUGGUACCAUCUUUCACAGGUCCAUCAGGAACUUUGUGAUCCAGGGCGGUGACCCCACAGGUACAGGCACAGGUGGAGAGUCAUUCUGGGGCAAGCCUUUCAAAGAUGAGUUCCGUCCCAACCUUUCACACACGGGCCGUGGGGUGCUCAGCAUGGCCAAUUCGGGGCCCAACACCAACAAGUCUCAGUUCUUCAUCACAUUCCGAUCCUGCGCUUACCUGGAUAAGAAGCAUACCAUCUUUGGACGGGUUGUUGGGGGCUUUGACACGCUGACAGCCAUGGAGAAUGUGGAGAGUGACCCUAAAACUGAUCGUCCUAAGGAGGAAGUGCUCAUAUGUACAACCACAGUGUUUGUGGAUCCCUAUGAGGAGGCCGAUGCCCAGAUUGCCCAGGAAAGGAAGAAGACACAGCAUCAGGUGGAUCCAGAGGCCAAGGUCAAGAUGAGUCAGCCCCAGCCUGGAAACCAGGGACCCCAGACAUAUCGCCAGGGGGUGGGCAAGUACAUCCACCCUGCGGCCACGAAACGAUCAGCAGAGGAAGAACCAUCCACCAGCACUGCCACUCCCACGGCCAAGAAAAGGCCCAGUCGGGGCUUUGGGGACUUCAGCUCCUGGUAGCAGCAGGCUGGCCUCAGGGAUCCUGGCCACUCACAAGCUACUUACUACAAGGCGGUGUCAGAAGCAUCAGGACCCCAGAAGCCCUGGGUUCUCAGUGGGCUCUGAGACCCUGAUACCCUGAUCCUUUGCUCCUAGUGGAUGCUGCAGGAAGGAACGUGGCUCGCCGCCGCCCCCAUCUCCGCCCCCACCCCCACUCCGGGAACCUUGCUGUGUGACAGGAGCUUUAUUUUAUACCUCCCACGGAUACGCCACAGGGGGCUGACAGCUUUGGCUAGGAGACAGGGAGGCCAAGGCGCUCUGUUCGCUCGAGCUUGCUGGUCCUGCUGCUCAUGGUGAACUCCGUGUGGCUUCCACAGCACUGCAGUCAGCCUUGCUCAGCAGCCGACACCUGUCCCCAGGGCAGGCAGCUGUGUCCUCCUCUCCUGUCCUCCAGCACAGAGGACAGAUCACCAGGGCUUGCAUUUCCAUGGGUCGGUUGUCUACAGCUUAAAUGGUAGUGUUUUAGACAGUAAAGACACUUGGAUUUUGAAAACUGCCUGAUGAGCUCAUCAGAAAAUAAAGGACUUUUUUGAGGGGAAAAAAAAAA
Molecule: messenger RNA, 2230 nt
Organism: Mus caroli (Ryukyu mouse)
Lineage: Eukaryota; Metazoa; Chordata; Mammalia; Rodentia; Muridae
Gene: Ppil2
Product: peptidylprolyl isomerase like 2
Biological process (GO): protein peptidyl-prolyl isomerization; protein folding; protein polyubiquitination
Cellular component (GO): catalytic step 2 spliceosome
Molecular function (GO): peptidyl-prolyl cis-trans isomerase activity; ubiquitin protein ligase activity
Source: RefSeq, a predicted model, not a curated record